GCUGUCGGAGAGGCUGCUGCUCUUGGAAUAAUAUACACGCAAUAUGUAUUUCUAAAUAUUGAAAUAGAUCUAAGUGGAGGUCUAUGAGGUUAAAGCUAACUUAGGAUAGCAGCGUUUGAGUUAGGGAAAGGACUAAUCGCUUUGUUGGGUUCUGGUUCAUGAACAGAACCAAAGACAGAAAGAGAGAGAGUUAAUGAUUUUAUUGAAUUUUUCUAACAUAUCAGGUUACUUAAGAGUUGCCUCCCUUCUCAAUCUAUAAAUUUCAAAAGACUAAAGAUAAUAUAAGCAAGUUAACAUUGACUUGCCUUGUUUUAACUCUUGUAACUGAACUACAUGAUAAUAAUAAUAAUAAUAAUAAUAACGUUUGGAAACUGUGACGAUAAUGUAAAUUGUAAACUACAUGGUCGACUAAACUCUAAAGAGAAAUACACUUGUCAAGAUAUGUCAAAGUUGAAUGUUCUUUUUCUUUCUGUCAAUUGACUGUGGGCUAUCCUGGGGCGCUGACCCCAAAGAUUUAGUUGAACAGAUCGACCCCAGUACUUAUGUUUUUUUAAAGUCUGGUACUUAUUCUAUCAAUCUCUUUGACUAUACGGCUAAGUUACGGGAACGUAAACAAGCCAACACUGGUUUUCAAGGAGUGGAGGAAGAUAAACAAACACAAUACAGUAACACAGACACACAUACAUACAUACUUACGCGCACACACGCACGCACACACACGAUUGUCUGUGUUAGAAAUGUGUAAGCAGUUCAAAAAUAGAUGAAAUGAAGGAUGAUGGCUUGUGUUGGAAGUUAUUAUGUAUCAUAAUAUAAAAAUGGAUCUGAUGAAACUAUGGAGACUAAUUUGUAUUGGCUCUUUGUGUGUAUCUGCAAUUUAAAAAUAGAUUUGAUGAAACGAAUGCUGGCAAUCAGCGUGUACAACUGGAUGGUACUAAUUUUUAAUUUCUGGUUGCGUGAAGCAUUAAGUAAACUAAAAUACUGGAAAUAUCACUAUAAGAAGAAUUUAAGAGAACAAAAUGAAUUUGAUUGGCUGCUAAAUUCAGAAACGGUUUCAAACUCUGUAUUAAAUCAACUUGCUAUCGUCCAAGGAAAUACAAUUUUGGACUUGGGCUGUGGAAUGUCUUCUGUUUCUCAAAAACUUCUUAAAAAAUCUCAGCAUCCAAUAUUUGUCCACAGUUUAGACUAUGUAGCAAGUGUCAUUGAACACCAAAAGAAACUUCAUUCUGUUGUUCCAAAGGGUAAUCUGUCUUCUGGUUUUGAUUGUAUAAUUGCUGAUGCCUGCCUUCUUCCAUACAAGGACAAGGUGUUUGAUAUUGUUGUCGAUAAGGGAACAAUGGACAGUCUUUUAAAGGAUGACAUCAAAGAAAGGAGAAUGCAAAAGUUUGCUUGUUUAUUAGAGGAAUCAUUACGCAUUUUGAGACCAGGAGGUUGCUUCAUGCAAUUCACUGAUGAAGAUCCUGAUAUCCAUUAUGAUAUUUUAUUCAUUGCAAUUCAAAAGCAUUCAGCUCAUCAGUAUCAAUUAAGUUUCACCUCAGCUGGUUCUGAGCCUUACCCAUGUUAUGUUUAUUUAAUAAAGAAAAUUAUGUUAUAAUUCAAUAAAGACAGAUUUUCUUAGCAUACUUUAA
This is a messenger RNA of Octopus bimaculoides (California two-spot octopus), 1625 nucleotides long. Its product is annotated as citrate synthase-lysine N-methyltransferase CSKMT, mitochondrial. The record is from RefSeq and is a predicted model, not a curated record. Lineage: Eukaryota; Metazoa; Mollusca; Cephalopoda; Octopoda; Octopodidae.